GAUCCUUAAGCUGCUUGGAAGCAAAUACAUUUAUAAGGAUUAGAGAUGAUAGAUGCUAAGAGUUGACCAGUGGAAUAACAUAACAUAAACUAUUAUAGAACUCGUUCAUUUAUUUAUGAGACUCGUUGCUGGAACACCCAAGCGGCAAUGCAAGUGGCAUAAAUAGUGAGCGAGUGAGCGAGAGAGAGAGACAGACACUUGUCGCCUUGUCAUAAAAUAGCAGCUGAAAAAAUGUUUGCUAGACUGCCGGCUGCAGGCGGAGGCAGUGAUAUUUAUCAGCAUCAGGAUCAGGAUGAGGAUGCAACGUCAACAUUGAGAUCGGCAUUUCCCAAUUCCCGACUGGAUUCACUGGCAGCACAUCCAACGCCCGCAACGGAACAUGAUGCAAGUCUAGACAGUCAAUUGGCAGCGCCAGAUACAGUGGACACUGGCUAUAAUCCAUUGGACGAUGAUUGGUGGUCCAAUGCCAUUGAGGUGGACACAUUUGACUCGCCGCUGGCCUUCGAUGCCAGCGAGAAUGGACUGUGGAAUGGGCAUUUUGUGCCACCGCCGCCACGUCCGCCCUUUCUGGAUGAAAGCGUCGCCGCUGACGGUCUGACCACCUGUGAUCUAUGCACGUGGGCCUGGCAGCGUAAUGCCUACUCCCUGGACGGUUCGAUAGAUAAAGCUGGCGAACUUGGAUGGGCAUUCACCCUAAUUGUAGUCUCAAUCAUAUCGGCUCUUAUAGGUGCUAUUGUAAUGGUCAUAGUUCUAAGAUGUAGAAGAAUUAAAUCAGCGAAUGCCAAUGGUGGUCGCCCGCAGCCGUGGUGGUGUCGCAAUAAUCGCAAUGCCGGCGCACAGAAUCGUUCGCCAAUCUCCAUAAAACAUUCGGCGGACAGCAUAAGGCGACCCACAAGUAAUUCCGGUGUCUGGACUUGGCUCGGAGGCAGUCGACGCUCUUCGGCGGGUCCGGAUCAGAUUGGUCCGCCAUCGACAUCGCCAGCUGAGAAUCAUUAUACUCAUAUGGAUGAUGCAUAUAGUCCGGUUGGAGUCAGUGAAGCUCUCUAUGCGGAACUCGAUCGUGAAUCUGUGCGCUCAGCCAAUCCGUCGUAUCAGAAUACGGCGUACAGUCAGUGUGGCGAGAAAUACAAUUUCCAGGGCCACGAGCAAGACAUUCCCAUGGUGGUGUCGUCAGCGCCGAGCAGCGCCUACUACUCGGAUCUGUCGGUGACGGCGAUGCCAGGUGGCGCCAGUGGCAGUAACCAGGGCGCCUAUGAGAUAGUUGGCCUAAAUGUCAUGUCCCAGCCACUGCCCAAUUGGGAGCAUCAUGGCGGUGGUGUUGGCGGUGGCGGUGGUGGCAAUGGCGUUGGCGGUGGAGUGGCAACAACCAAUGUUGGAUUGUCGCCGGGUGAGGCAGCUGCAGCAGCGGCCAUGACGCAACGACGCAUGCCACGUCUGGCGGCCAUCAAUGAGACGAGCACCAGCACAGUGCCCUCAGAUUAUGUUUAAGCAUUUACGUUUAUAAUUUAUGCAAGUCUUUAUAAAUGUUUUACUUUAAAAAAGUGAAGAUAUCGAGAGAUAUAAGAAAGAAA
Drosophila innubila is the source of this 1571-nucleotide messenger RNA. RefSeq lists its product as uncharacterized. The record is from RefSeq and is a predicted model, not a curated record. The transcript is spliced from 7 exons. NCBI's taxonomy places the organism in Eukaryota, Metazoa, Arthropoda, Insecta, Diptera, Drosophilidae. Bases 232 to 1488 code for a protein of 418 amino acids.